Molecule: messenger RNA, 1389 nt
Organism: Spodoptera littoralis (African cotton leafworm)
Lineage: Eukaryota; Metazoa; Arthropoda; Insecta; Lepidoptera; Noctuidae
Source: the annotation of a GenBank genome assembly
AUGGAAGGUCAAGAUCAGAUGGAGCUGAAGUUCAGUGGGAGCAGCGAGGUUGGGGGACUGGAGCUGUGUAUUGUGUGCGGAGACAGGGCCUCCGGAAGACACUAUGGAGCCAUCAGCUGUGAAGGCUGCAAAGGUUUCUUCAAGCGCUCAAUACGCAAGAAGCUUGGCUACCAGUGCCGCGGCAGCAUGAACUGUGAAGUCACCAAACACCAUCGCAACCGCUGCCAGUACUGUCGUCUGCAAAAAUGUCUCGCUUGUGGCAUGAGAAGCGACUCGGUCCAGCACGAACGCAAGCCGAUCGUGGACAAGUCCAAGGGCGAACAGAGGGAGGCUAUCCACGACAGACAGGCUGCUUACUCCAAGUUCCUGGGUCUAGCUGGCCAGGGACAAGCCGGACAGAUAAACCCUAAGGAGGAGCCUACCGAUGCGUUCGGCGCGGUGUCCCCGGCGCCCGCCAUCAACUUUGCCCUCGCUGCCGCCGUAGCAUUCAACAAGGGUAACCCAGUGUCGCCGUACCUGACUCCGGGCAACGCUGGUGACAUCGAGGGAGCUCGCAGACAACAGCUCAUGUUGCAAACACAGCUCGCCAAGAAUCUCUUCAAGAUGGGACAGUUUGGUGCCAUCAACGAGUACCUGCAGUCCGCGUACGGCGCGAGUCCGGCCGAGGUGCCCCUCGCGGCACUACACGCCGCGGACACACAACCCAAUGACGUGGAGUCAGGGCAAGGCAUCCUGAGCAGCCCGGAGUCGGUGCAGCUGUGCGUGUCGCUGCCGGGCCCCGCGCCGCCGCACCUGCGCCUGCACGCCGCGCAUGCACUGCCGUUCGAAGUCCAGGUGACGCUCCUAAAGAAGUGUUGGCCGGAGCUGUUCGUGCUGUGCCUGUCGAUGUUCUCUGUGCAGCUGUCGCUGGGCGCGCUGCUGCCGCAGCUGGUGGCCCACCUGCAGGCCGUGCUGCGCGACCGGGCCUCCAGCGACACCAUCGACCGCUCGCAUGACAUGGCCGUGCCCGAGAUAUCAGCGAGCGACUACUCGGACGAGCGCAUCGCGGAGGUGACGAGCAGUCUGUCGCGGCUGCAGCAGUUCAUAUCCCACAUGGAACAACUUCGGCUGCAACAGAGGGAACACGCGCAUCUACGCGCUCUCUGUCUGUUCUCACCCGAUGGUGUACCAGACUUUUUAACCCGUAAGCUGCAAGACUACCAAAUCAAAGUGCUCCGUUCCCUCCGAGCCACCUGUCAGGAUGAGGACCGGUUAGCCACCCUGCUCCUCCAGCUUCCAGUCCUAAGGACCUUCUCCGGACCUUUCCUGGAGGAUGUAUUCUUCGUAGGCUUUGUGGGAGACGUCAGCAUCGAUGAUGUUAUACCUUAUUUACUGAAUGGUGAACGCUAA